ACAACCGCUUAUUCAAGGGGAAUUACAACACAGACCGAAACGCACUUCUAACAACAUCCAUACAACAUUGUGGUACAGUCAAAGCAAUGGAACCACUGUUGUGACGUGAUUUCCUGGAACCAUUCUCCGGUGUAAGGUGAAGCUGUUGGCCUGGCUGGUCUCGUCGGUGAAGAGCAGGGCUACAAUGUCUGGAGCGGCCGGUGGAGGAGGAGGCUCCUCCUGUCUGGGCGCAGCAGCGGCAGCCAGUUGCAGCUCCGCCGGCUCUCCCUACGCUGCUGCAGCCGGAGGAGGCGCAGGGGUGGCCGGGCGGUUGCCAGCUCGGGUCCUCGAGCAUGUUUUCUCCUACCUGGAGCUCUCCGACUUGAUGCGCUGCUCGCUGGUCUGCUGGCACUGGAACAACAUACUGGCGGAUGAAAACAGCGAGGUGUGGCGCAGCCUCUGCAACCGGAGUCUGAGCGAUGAAGCUAUGCGGUCUGACAUCCUGUGUAACCUGCCCACCUACAAGGGGAAACUCAAGGCCUACCAACACGGUCUGAGCUCCCAUGACUGCUCCCGCAAUGUUUACGUGAAGAAGAACGGCUUCACCCUGCACCGCAACCCCAUCGCCCAGAGCACGGACGGUGCGCGUGGCAAGAUCGGCUUCUCGGAAGGGAGGCACGCCUGGGAGAUCUGGUGGGAGGGCCCUCUUGGCACAGUGGCAGUGAUAGGCAUUGCCACGAAGCGGGCGUCCAUGCAGUGCCAGGGCUAUGUGGCCCUGCUGGGCAGCGACGACCAGAGCUGGGGCUGGAACCUGGUCGACAACAACCUGCUUCACAAUGGAGAGGUCAACGGGAACUUCCCACAGUGUAACAACGCGCCAAAAUAUCAGAUCGGGGAAAGAAUACGGGUGAUUCUAGACAUGGAUGACAAGACGUUAGCCUUCGAGAGGGGUUUUGAGUUUCUCGGAGUAGCGUUUCGUGGACUGCCCAAAGCCUGCCUGUACCCUGCUGUGUCUGCAGUGUACGGCAACACUGAAGUCACCAUGGUGUAUCUGGGAAAACCUCUGGACGGCUAGAGGCAGGGUAACCCGUGCCAUCAUCAAAACUUAACAGGCCACUGGUCGGUCGGGGGAUUUUGUUUUUGUCUGUCAACGGACUCUGAUUGUUGCACCGUUUUUUAAAAGGAUUCGGAUGCCAAGUGGUCCCGUCUCUUCCACACAGAAUAACUCUACUCACACACACAAAGAGAAACUGUCAGCGUUUCUACCACAGCUACACAGGGAGUCAGUUUCUUGGGCCCGACCGUCGACGGGGAGGAGGACGGUGCGGGAACUGUCAUAAAACACGUUUCUGUGUCAAUGUGGAAGCGUCCACUUUUUACACUUGAGCUGCUGGGACUGUUUUAUUCACAGGAUAGGUGAACCUUAUUUAAUUCCAUGCCAUUCAGGCUAACAGUGCUGAACAUUUACUUGAGAAUUCAUGCUUGCUCGAAUGAGGCCAAAACUCUUCUAAAUGGUGGCAAAUACAAGACACAGUCGGCGAAACAGUAGUUGUUAUCAAAUCGCUAUCUGUUUGUAUGAGUUAGCAGAAGCAGCUCAUCAUGGACUAACCUAUUUUAACUAUAACUGAUGACUGGAUUAUAAUGCCAAAUAAAUGUGACCUGAUGUUAUGUUUUGCUACAGGCGAACACACAGAGGACACGCGGACCAACUGUCAUGCAUGUGCUUGGAUACUGGCAUAUCGACUGUAACAUCUGCCAUUUUAAAAUCCCUAUCCACUAAUGGAAACUAUACCUGUAUCAUGUUAAUGUGUGUCCUUUUUAAUGUGCUACCGUAGUAUUACACACUAUUUAUUUCUUGGUUUUAUCUAUGGUACUAUAGAUGCUGUAUGGUUCUAAGGCGCGAAAAAUAAAGUCUACUAAUGGUGCCACCCUUAUAAUAAA
Acanthopagrus latus (yellowfin seabream) is the source of this 1920-nucleotide messenger RNA. RefSeq names its product F-box protein 45 (gene fbxo45). The transcript has 4 exons. The coding region runs from base 185 to 1054 and encodes 289 amino acids. Gene Ontology annotation, molecular function: protein binding. The record is from RefSeq and is a predicted model, not a curated record. NCBI's taxonomy places the organism in Eukaryota, Metazoa, Chordata, Actinopteri, Spariformes, Sparidae. Gene Ontology annotation, cellular component: SCF ubiquitin ligase complex; synapse. Gene Ontology annotation, biological process: synapse assembly involved in innervation; proteasome-mediated ubiquitin-dependent protein catabolic process.